GAGGAAGGACCGAUUAACUUGUGACGUAAUUCCUCUGCGCCAAGACAAGCGGUGUCGUUGAGGAAAACAAAUGAUCCAGAUCCCUUCAUCUGUUGUUUAAUUUUAUUCCUGCAUAUUGACUUGAAUUUCUUCAUAAGGGCGGUUUCACGGCGAAAGGCGCUCAGUAUGGCGUUAAAAUCUGGAGAAGAGCGCCUGAAGGAAAUGGAGGCAGAGAUGGCGCUGUUUGAGCAGGAGGUGUUGGGAGGACCUGUGGCAUCUACAGUGGUUGAAGCUGUUCCAGUCGCUCUGGCAAUGCCAGCCGUACCCAUGAUCAGGCCCAUUAUUGGCACGAACACCUACAGACAGGUCCAGCAGAGUUUGGAUGCAAGAGCUGCCACUUUAGUUGGCCCGCCGCCUACAUUUGUUGGUCCUGCUAUGCCGGCAGUAGCGCCGCCUCCAAUGAUGCGUCCAGCAUUUGUCCCGCAUGUCUUACAGAGACCAGUGGGUCAGAGAAUGCCACUAAUGCGUGGUCCACCUCCUCAGGGCAUGAUAGCACCUCCUCUUCCCAGACCUCCACCUCCUCCACCCAUGAUGAUGGCUCCACCAAUGCCAGGACCUCCUCAGCCCUCCAUGGGUCCAGUUGGACCACCCAUGGGGCCCAUGCCUCCAGUUGGAAACAUGAACCCUAUGCCUCCGGCACCACAGCGGCCCAUGAGUCAAGCCCCUGCGAAGAUCACUCCCAGUGUUAUACAGGCGGCCCCACGGUUACACAGCACCCCUGCCCCAAAGAGAAUCGACUUCAAGAGCCAAAAACAAGCACGCAUGGAGGAGUUGUCAGCAUUGGUGGCGGAGCAGCAGGCCGCAGUCAAGGCAGCUGGGCUUCUGGAAUUGAAGAAGGAGGUGGUCCCUGAUGACAGCAAGAUCGGGCCGAGCAAGCCAGAGCCUGAGCCUACACAUGUUGAGCCUGCUGAUACCAGCACAGAAGACAAGAAGAAAGGGAAACAGGAAAAGCAGAAGAAAUGCAUCCGGGUGGCAGCUGGUGUCACAUGGGAGGACACCAGCCUAUUAGAGUGGGAAACAGAUGAUUUCCGGAUAUUUUGUGGAGAUCUGGGGAAUGAGGUGAACGAUGACAUUCUGGCGAGAGCGUUUAGCCGUUAUCCAUCCUUCCUGAAGGCGAAGGUUGUUCGAGACAAACGCACUGGGAAAACAAAAGGUUACGGCUUCGUGAGUUUUAAAGACCCCAAUGAUUAUGUGCGCGCCAUGAGAGAAAUGAACGGGAGGUAUGUGGGCAGCAGACCCAUCAAAUUGAGAAAGAGUUCAUGGAAGGACCGCAAUCUGGAAGUUGUGCGUAAGAAACAGAAGGAGAAAAAGAAGUUGGGACUGAGAUAAUCCAUCUACACUGACACUGUGGACUUGAUUUGUUUGAUCCAGGUCAUAUAUGACGAGUAGGAGUCAGUCACAAUCCUCCAUUAGUUACAAACAAGCGACUGUCAACGUCCCACAUGGCCCUUAUUACUAAUAAAUCUACAUUUAUUUUCAUGUGUAUUGUCACACACUCUCUCACUGCAUGCUGUAAAAAUCUUUCACUUGUCCAGAAUGCAUCAAGAGAGAUUUUUAAACGUGUAGUUAUGAAACUAGUUUGGAUAUUGGUUUUGUACCCCAUGCCCCCAUCCAUGUCAUAAACAUUUAACUUCAAAGUUCAGGCGGCAGUUACGUUUGUUGCUAUACCAGGUGGAUGUUUGAAUUAAUUAUGUGUAAAAAAUAAUGCAAAUUUUUUCAAUAAACUGGAGUUUCUUUAGUUUCAA
Molecule: messenger RNA, 1784 nt
Organism: Pimephales promelas (fathead minnow)
Lineage: Eukaryota; Metazoa; Chordata; Actinopteri; Cypriniformes; Leuciscidae
Source: RefSeq, a predicted model, not a curated record